Sipha flava (yellow sugarcane aphid) is the source of this 1440-nucleotide messenger RNA. Its product is annotated as androgen-induced gene 1 protein-like. Bases 325 to 1197 code for a protein of 290 amino acids. Gene Ontology annotation, cellular component: membrane; endomembrane system. NCBI's taxonomy places the organism in Eukaryota, Metazoa, Arthropoda, Insecta, Hemiptera, Aphididae. The transcript is spliced from 5 exons. The record is from RefSeq and is a predicted model, not a curated record.
GUAUUUCCGUCGCGCGCUGCAAUAAAUCGGAUCGCGCUUGCAGACCGACUAGUCCGUGUUGGAGGGAGUAAAACUUACGGGUAAAGGUACCGCACGACCGGCACCAUUAUGGCCGGACGCAAUUUAUGCUUAUUAUAUAAUAUGUAACGUGCGCCGAACGGGACGACGUUCGGGUGAUGGUCAGACGGCAGCAGUGCAGCGACCGCAACAGCAGCACACCCGUCACGGCGAGCGCAUCGCACCGAUCGUGGAGAAUCGACCACGUCCCUGGCUAACUUUUAGUACCUACACCAUCAUUAACCGUACGUUCGGUCGACCACAGCAAUGGAUCAAGACCAUGUUCCGGAAAUCAAAACUGUAGCGUACACCCGGUCGGCUGCAUCGAUGGAUCGCGGCGAUGAGGUGUCCGCUGAGAGGACCACGCGCGUUGUCACUGCCGGGUUAAGAGGAUGGUCGCGCGCCAAAGCCCAGCGUCAGCAUCUGUUCCGAGUGUCCCGGUUGUUCAUCUCGUGCUACUACGUGUACGUGUCCUACUAUGGAUUGUUCAUAUUGGACUUGAACGACAUCGAAUUUCCCACGUUGGGUGAUCACGGUUCCAAUUGGCGGUGGAAAUGCGUGUCCGUGUGGAAUCUGAUCUUGCAAAUUUCUUACUUCAUUUAUUGCACAGUUUUCGUAGAUUUUGCAAACUCAGGUCCUGGAAAGUUAUGGAUCAAACCACACUUACGACAGAAUAAAAAAAUAAGAGAUUUUGUAUUUAUCAGUCUCGUUUUUCCGGUUUCAAUAGUAGUAUGUGUAAUGUUCUGGAUAAUUUGCGCAAUAAACAAACCGUUGUUAUUUCCGAAUGAAAUGAGCAAAUGGAUACCGGAUUGGUACAACCACGCCGUGCACACAAAUCCAAUCGCUCUAACACUAUUUGAUAUGGCUACCACCAAACAUCAGCUGCCUAAAAAGAUAGACUCCACGGCAGGGCUUUUCUUACUGUCCGGCUCCUACGUCAUAUGUUUACUUUAUAAUAAAUUCAUGACUGGAAGAUGGGUGUAUCUAAUCAUUGGUGAAAUCGUAUCAAGUUUAAUGGAAGUCAUUAUGUACUUUGCAGUAACGGCUUUUGUCAUUCCUUUUAUAUGUAUGAUGAUUGGAUAUAAAUUGUGCUCAUGGUUUUCAAAUCAACGAAUUAAAGAAGAACAAAAAAUGAUAUAGGAAUGAUACAAGUGGUAUCCACCAUCAAGGUGAAUGUUAUACAUACAAGUAUAUCUGUUAAUGAUUUUUUGAGGGUACGUAUACAUAUAAUCAAUAACUUUUAUAAAAAUAAAUAUUUUUGGUUUUGUUUACUGUAAAAACAUAAUUAGGUAUUGGUUGUAACUCAUUAAAUGUACUGAAUUUACUAUUUGUGUAGUGAAUAUAUAUUAUAAUAUAUAAUAAGUGCAUAUAAUAAAAGUGUAU